AUGGCCAUGUGCCUUGCCCAAGCGAAGGACGGCCCUGGCGCACCCGGCGCCCUGCAAAAACACCCGACGGUCCUAAAGCACCCGAAAGCACCCGACGGCCUGACGGACGGCCUGCAAAAGCACCCGACGCCUACCAAGUACCCGACGGCCUGCAAAAGCACCCGACGCCUACCAAAAGCACCCGACGCACCCGACGGCCUGCAAAAACACCCGACGGCCUACCAAAGCACCCGACGGCCUACCAAAGCACCCGACGGCCUGCAAAAACACCCGACGGCCUACCAAAGCACCCGACGGCCUACCAAAGCACCCGACGCCCUGCAAAAACACCCGACAGCCUACCAAAGCACCCGACGGCCUGCAAAAACACCCGACGGCCUACCAAAGCACCCGACGACCUGCAAAAGCAUCCGACGACCUGCAAAAGCACCCGACGCCCUGCAAAUGCGUCUGACGGCCUACAAAAGCACCCGACAUAAUAAAGCACCCGACGGCCUAAUAAUGCACCCGACGGCCUGCAAAAGCACCCGACGACCCUACAAAGCACCCGACGCCCUGCAAAAGCACCCGACGGCCUACCAAAGCACCCGACGCCUGCAAAACACCCGACAGCCUACCAAAGCACCCGACGGCCUGCAAAAACACCCGACGGCCUACCAAAGCACCCGACGACCUGCAAAAGCAUCCGACGCCCUGCAAAAGCACCCGACGCCCUGCAAAUGCGUCUGA
Messenger RNA from Penaeus vannamei (Pacific white shrimp), 729 nucleotides. NCBI's taxonomy places the organism in Eukaryota, Metazoa, Arthropoda, Malacostraca, Decapoda, Penaeidae. The record is from RefSeq and is a predicted model, not a curated record.